AUGAACGUGUUUGAUGUGCUUGAAAUGCUAAAGGACCCGGAUCUACCCCGAUGGAAACACCUUCCAUUGGCCCUAAUCGUUCUUGUCGACGGUGUUCUGUUUUGCAAUAGCAAAAAUCUGGCCCUCACCGAGAAAUACGUUGCGAUGUUGACUGACUUGGAAAGGUUCAUGCUGUAUCCAUGGGGGAGGGUAUCCUUUAACAAAACAGUAUCUCGAUUUCAAGCUCCAAAGGCAAUCACGGAUGCCGAGAAAAAAGAGAACCCUGUAACACGAUUGCGCCGUCAACUUAAACAGAAAACCAGUGCAUGCUAUGGAUUCCCUCUAUCACUACAACUCAUGGCCCUCCAAUGUAUACCAAUGUUGGUUUCCAAAAUUCCUCAACCUGAUAACUUGAAGACAUUCGUUGAAGAUCCCAAAGGCUGUCAAAACGUUAUCACACUAUUGCAUCUUGGGGACAUACUUGCCGUGGAAUCCGACCCUCUGUUGUCUGUCAAACAGAUGGUAGUGGAUGAUGGUGACAAUGAGCAACAGAAUGAAUUGCGUUGGGGAGAUGAGGUAGAGGAUGCCAAAGUUGCAUUCAUGCAGGAACUCAUGGCCGAGGGGUACAAAUUCUCACCUUCGGAUUUUGCAGUGGCACCGACACCUAUCGUGGAUAUUAGUGAUGCAGAGGACGAGGUUACCAAUGAACAGGAACCUGAGCCAUCCACUCGACCGAAGAAGAAACUGAAAACUCAUCAAAUUGAAAAACGUAAGAUGCAGAGGAAGAGAAGCAGGGGCAAGAACUCUUCUAAUCUAUCGGAAGAUGAAACCCCUGAAAGUGGACAGUUUAAAGAUCUUAAAAGAUGGAUAGUAAGUCAGAAUAAUUUUCUCCUUCGUAAGAUUAAGACAGAGUUGGACAAGAGAUUGGGCGUAUACCAACAGGACGAAGAAGAUGACGAUGUACACCAGUCAAAAGAAGAUGGGGAACAUGAUGACGAAGGACAGAAUCCAAAAAAAGAUGGUAAAAAAUCGGAUGAAGACGAAGCCGAAGAUGGAGAAGGAGGUUAUGAUGGUGCACAGUCAAGCGUACGCCAUGAUGAUGGUGUACACCCCGAAGAUGGUGUACACGAGAAAGAAAGAGAUGAUGAAGAAGGGACCUCUACUUACUACGGCGGCGACCAUUAUUCUCCCAGGGACCAUGCGUACUUGAAGACUCCAGAAGCUCCGACGAAGAACCCUGAACCUGAACAAGCCAAUUCAGGAACAACUCGUCCACCUCCUUACUUCGUCAAUCCGGAUGAAGAUCCACCUUCUGGCCUCAACGAGGUGGAUGGUGGUAGAAAAAAUUUGGUGUCAGGCACCUUAGUAGUCUACAAACCUCAGACUCCUCACCCAUUGAGCUACGCAUAUAAGAAAAAUGAAGCGCAGACAGAUGCGCUUCAUGCACAGGAUGCACAGGCUGUGGCUAAUGAGGACGACUCAAAUGCGGGGAAAGAAUACCAUACUGCACCUGAGGAUGCAAGUGAUGCUUCGCAGAAGACCCCUUGUACUCCAAAACCCCCACAAGAAGUUAAGGGAUCGUCUGGUGUAAAGAGAAAAAGUAGAGGAACAGGAAGAGGAGGAAGAGGUUGA
Molecule: messenger RNA, 1611 nt
Organism: Eutrema salsugineum
Lineage: Eukaryota; Viridiplantae; Streptophyta; Magnoliopsida; Brassicales; Brassicaceae
Exons: 4
Coding region: 1-1611 (536 amino acids)
Source: RefSeq, a predicted model, not a curated record